AUGGACUUGAUGAACAGAGUGUUCAAACCCCACCUUGAUGAAUUUGUGAUCGUGUUCAUCCACGAUAUUUUGGUCUAUUCGAAAGAUAAGAGGGAGCAUGUUGGACAUUUUCGGACGGUACUUCAGGUCUUGAGGGAGAAGCAGUUAUACGCCAAGCUCUCUAAGUGUGAGUUUUGGAAAGACAGUGUGACGUUUCUAGGCCACGUGAUCGAUAGUAGGGGGAUUUCUGUGGAUCCAGACAAGAUACGGGCAGUGAAAGAUUGGACUGUACCUUCAUCGGUGGCGGAAGUAAGAAGUUUUCUUGGUUUAGCGGGUUAUUAUCGAAGGUUUGUUUUGGAUUUCGCCAAGGUGGCUCAACCUUUGACUAAGUUAUUAAGGAAAGAAGUGCCUUUCUUUUGGGAUCAAGCUUGUGAGUUAGCAUUUCGAGAUUUGAAGGAGAGGCUCACGACUGCACCAGUCUUAAUAUUGCCAUCAGGAACGGAAGGGUUUGAGGUAUACAGUGAUGCGUCCAAGAAAGGACUAGGUUGUGUGUUGAGGCAAAAUAGGAGAGUGAUUGCUUACGCCUCGCGUCAGCUGAAAGUUCACGAAGAGAAUUACCUUACACACGAUCUGGAAUUGGCCGCCGUAGUGUUUGCCUUGAAAAUUUGGAGGCACUAUCUAUAUGGAGGAGAUGUGGAGGCAGAAGUUCGUUGCUAUAACUUAAGGAUUGUACCCACAUUUCUGGGAGAAAUUAAGGAAGAGAAGCAAAAGGAUGCAUAUUUGACAAAGUGGAAGCGACAGAUUUUGGAAGGGGGUCAUAACACACCCUAUUCGGUCCACCCCAGAGGAGACAAGUUAUACAAAGACGUGAAGGGCUUCUUCUGGUGGCCUAAUAUGAUGAAGGAAGUUGCAGAGUUUGUUGGGAAAUGCCUUAACUGUCAGAAGGUAAAAGCGGAACGUUGUAAGGUAAAGGGGUUGGUACAACCAUUAGAAGUUCCACAAGGAAAGUGGGAUUCUAUAUCUAUGGAUUUCGUGGGAGGUCUGCCGACAACCCGUUCAGUGGUAAAGUAUCAUGGAGUUUCGAGGGAUAUCGUCUCCGAUAGGGAUCCAAGGUUCUUGUCUCAAUUUUGGAAAUCCUUGCAAGCAGCUCUUGGAACUAAGCUAAGUCUCAGUACUGCUUUCCACCCAGCCACUGAUGGACAAAAAGAAAGGACUAUACAGAUUAUCGAAGAUAUGUUGAGAGCUUGUAUGUUGGAUUUUCAAGGAUCUUGGGAGGACCAUUUGGAUUUGAUCGAGUUUUCUUACAACAACAGUUACCAUUCGAGCAUUCGCAUGGAACCUUAUGAAGCUCUCUAUGGACAGAAGUGUCGCAGUCUGCUUUGUUGGGAGGAUCUUGUCAAUCCGAUAGUUUUGGGACUGCAAUAUUUAUUGAACACAUCCGAGAAAGUUAAACAGAUUCAGGAAAGGAUGAAGUCGGCUCAGAAUCGUCAAAAGUCUUAUGCAGAUCUGGCUAGAAGACAAGUGGAGUUCUCGGUUGGGGAUAAGGAUUGGGAGUUUGGCUUACCAUUUGGCGUUGCCUAUGGAGUUGGAAAGGAUGCAUAA
Messenger RNA from Ipomoea nil (Japanese morning glory), 1581 nucleotides. RefSeq lists its product as uncharacterized. The coding region runs from base 1 to 1581 and encodes 526 amino acids. The record is from RefSeq and is a predicted model, not a curated record. Gene Ontology annotation, molecular function: nucleic acid binding. Gene Ontology annotation, biological process: DNA integration. NCBI's taxonomy places the organism in Eukaryota, Viridiplantae, Streptophyta, Magnoliopsida, Solanales, Convolvulaceae. The transcript is spliced from 5 exons.